Messenger RNA from Silurus meridionalis, 4090 nucleotides. Its product is annotated as glycerol-3-phosphate acyltransferase 4-like. The record is from RefSeq and is a predicted model, not a curated record. The transcript is spliced from 14 exons. Gene Ontology annotation, molecular function: glycerol-3-phosphate O-acyltransferase activity. Gene Ontology annotation, biological process: triglyceride biosynthetic process. Bases 686 to 2164 code for a protein of 492 amino acids. NCBI's taxonomy places the organism in Eukaryota, Metazoa, Chordata, Actinopteri, Siluriformes, Siluridae. Gene Ontology annotation, cellular component: endoplasmic reticulum.
GUUUAAAGCUAAUCUUGGACAAGUCAAAUAGGAAGGUUCUAGCAUUUUCUUUGUGUAGGUGAGCUGUAUUUGAAGUGCAACUUUGCAAUUUUGGUUUGUUCAGACCAUUUAGGAGAUGGAGGACGCCCCUCGAUUUUAGCCAGUCAGGAUCCAGGAGGCGUUGUUUAUCUAAAUACGGAUGGGAAAGAAUGAGUGGAACCGGUGGGCAUGUCCAGCGGAAUAGAGAUAUGGACAGAACUGAGCGACAGCCAUUUAUUUUUUGACAGUCGUGUUUUAGACACCUGGGUAGAAGAAGAUAAAAGACUGGAUACGAAGCCGUUCUUUUUUAAAGACAAUUAAAGUUUCCCGAAGUUCUGUUCCCAUCAACGAAUCAUGAAUGACCUUUUAUCGUGGGAGGUGCUACACAACGAAAGAGGUGCGAUACAAUUUGCAAGAAAUGGUAGCUUGUGAUUACAAGACGAACCCCUUGUGGACACUGGAGGCUAUUUUUGGUGAUAGCAGAAGCUAAGACGACAUAGCUGAAGAAGAGGGCACAGUUACACACCUCUAUCCUUAGCCAUUACUCUUAUUUUAGACUGAACAUGGCAUGGAUGGUCCAACUCCCUGGACUGCCUUAGAUCUGUUGCUCUUUUUUUUACUUUUUUAAAGAAGAACCAGAAGGAUUUUUGAACAAGUUUUUGCAGAAAUGGGUCCGUUUGUGUCUCCUUUUGACAACUUGCUGUGCAUGUUGCUGGGCAUCUCGUUCACUGUGUGGUUCACUCUGUUGCUGGUGUUCAUUGUUGUGCCGGCGAUAUUCGGCCUGUCCUUUGGCAUCCGGCGUCUAUACAUGAAUGCACUGCUCAAGGUGUUCGAGUGGGCCACAAUGCGGAUCGAAAGAGGAGCCAAGGAAAAAAAUCACCUUGUGUACAAACCCUAUACGAAUGGCAUAAUAGCUAAAGAGCCCACUUCUCUGGAGCAGGAGUUUAAAGAAAUCCGUCGUGUGGGCAGCAGCCGGGACCUGAAUGACUCCUCCUCCUCUUCCUUCUCCUUCUCCUCCUCGCCCACAGGCUCCUCCUCUUCCUCCUCCUCCUCCUCCUCCUUCUCCUCCUCACCCACAGGUUCUUCCCCUUCCACCUCGGAGUUCGCAGUGUCCGACGUCUUCUAUUUCUGCCGGCGCGGCAUCGAGAGCAUCGUGGAUGACGAGGUGACGAAACGCUUCACAGCCGAGGAGCUGGAGUCAUGGAACCUGCUGACGCGCAGCAACUACAACUUUAGACACAUCAGCACGCGUCUCACGGCGCUCUGGGGACUUGGCCUGAUCAUCCGCUACUGCAUCCUGCUACCUCUCAGGUUGACGCUCGCCAUCACAGGCGUGACCUUGCUGGUCGUCCUCACCACCCUAGUCGGAUUUCUGCCCAGUGGGAGGAUGAAGAAUUUGCUCAGCGAAAAAGUGCAUUUGAUGUGUUACCGAGUUUGUGUAAGAGCAUUGACUGCAAUCAUCACUUUUCAUCACACUGAGAAUAAGCCUAAGAACGGAGGUAUCUGCGUAGCAAACCACACGUCACCUAUCGAUGUCCUCAUACUAGCCAGUGACGGAUGUUAUGCAAUGGUGGGGCAGAUCCAUGGAGGUCUGAUGGGAGUUAUUCAGAGGUCCAUGGUGAAGGCUUGUCCACACAUCUGGUUUGAACGCUCUGAAGUCAAAGACCGCCAUCUCGUGGCAAAAAGGUUGAGCAAUCAUGUCGAGGACAAGAGCAAACUCCCCAUCCUCAUCUUUCCUGAAGGUACCUGCAUUAACAACACGUCUGUGAUGAUGUUUAAGAAGGGAAGCUUCGAAAUCGCUUCAACAAUCUACCCAGUGGCUAUCAAGUAUGACCCUCGUUUCGGUGACGCUUUCUGGAACAGCAGCAAGUUUGGCAUGGUGAAUUAUCUCCUGCACAUGAUGAGCAGCUGGGCCAUUGUCUGCAGCGUGUGGUACCUCCCCCCCAUGAAGCGACAGGAGGAUGAGGAUGCAGUGCAGUUUGCUAACCGAGUUAAAGCGGCGAUCGCCAGACAGGGUGGCUUGGUGGACCUGCUGUGGGACGGUGGCUUAAAGCGCAGCAAAGUGAAGGACACCUUUAAAGAAGAGCAACAGAAACUGUACAGCAAGAUUUUGGUGGGAACUCACGAAGACCGCAGUCGCUCCUGAUGAAGAACGGAAGAUGGCGGAUGUGACUGGACUGGACUGGACUGCGGCAUGAGUCACAUCUUGGAGGUUGUAAGGAAUACGUUUUUUAUCAGUCACUUACUUCACUUAUUACAUUUGACUCUCCAAACAGCAUGCUGCAUUAUGACCCAAUUUGAUCACAUGGCCACUUUGCAAGGUCUCCAAGUGCACAUUCUCAACGGCAAAUUGUUGCUACAAUACUCUCGUAAACAACACAUGUAACAGCAGGACAUGUUGUUUUGUGGUUUGUUUAAGGUGUGUUAAUCCAUUUUGAUUACAUUCACAUCUUUAUAAUUAUUAUAACAUUUCCCUCAGUUUUUGAACUUUAUGAAUAAAUGGAUCCUGUAGCUGUAUACAGGAAAAAAACAACAAUAAAACAAUGAGCUAAUACCAAAUAAUAUUGUAAUUUUUUACAAAGGACAUACUGAAUUCUCAAUUCUGAUUGGUCCAUUAGAAACAACAGGAGUUCAGACAGUAGUUUAAGGGUACAACUGAAAUCACUGGUUUAUAUUAGUGUGCUUGUUUUAAUAUGUUACCCGUUUAAUAGCAGCGACUCAUUUGGAUGGACUUGUAUGAUGGACGCUCUGUAUCAGAAACAAAAAAAAAGUCUUCAGGAUGUUUUCAACCAUAAGAAAGUCUUCAGGACAACACAGCAAGCUGUGCAGUUUGGCUUUAAGAUAAAUAUCAAAUAAACAGAAGCUGGUGACGGAAACGUGUUUUAUCCAUGCCGUAUUGCUGCUAUGACGUGACUCGUCUUGCGAAUAUGACACAAAAUUAGGUGUAAUUACAGACAUUGCAUUAUAACUGUAGGCAAAUUGCUGUAGUAUAAUGUUUUUUAUUGAUUUAUUUUUUAUAUACUAGCAAGCCCUGUUGAGUUUUAUUUCUUACUCAACCAUUAUUGAAGGUCCAGGUUUAUAUUUUUGUGAAUACUAUGUAUUACAAGCCAUGAAGAGACUGCAGUGUGACGUUCUCUAAUCGCUGUCUUUGUUCUAUUUCAGACAGUAAAAAGGAUUUUUGCAAAAAAUGUCCGAAUUCUUGUCUGUGCUCAUGUACUGUAGAUGCAGGUGGACAUUUUGACGAAAAAUGUCUGAACUGUCUCAGUUUCACUUGGACAACCUUGUUUUUAUUGUACCCUAUCGAUGAGGCAUGUGGCAGCAAGUUCAAUGAGGUGCACACGCUCUAGGAAUUCGAGGAAUUGCAAAACAAUCGCCAACUUUAUACUCUGAAUUCAUCCGGAACUAGAAAUGGUCAUUGUUCUGAAAAGAUUGUACUGCCAUAUUUGUAAAAAAAAAAAAAAAAUGCUCUAUUUCCAUGAAGUUGUCCUCUAAGAUUCUAUAAACGUGUGCAUUGAUACUUUACAUUUACUUACAUCCAUUUCUGAGCUAAAUACUACUAAAUGUUCCUGUACUAGUUGAAUCCUGUUGAACCCGUUUUAAUUUUUUUUUUGAUGUGGGCCCUGAUUCAAAGUGCACACAAAUAAAGAUUCAACAAUGUAAACUAUUAAAGAGUUCAGCUUCAGGGCUUUCAAAAAAGGGCAAAAGGUAGAUUUCAGUGACACACCGUGUGGAGAGAUCUUGCGAUCCCUCUGAGACGGGAUGAAUUUUUAAAUAUGUUUACAGUUGAAAAAGAAUUCAUUUGGGAUAAAGUUGAAAGCAAAAUGCAGGAAGGAACUGUAGGAUGUACAAGUCGUCUGUACGUGUCAACGUAUGUUGUUGAAGGUGAGUGUGUUUUCUGGUUCGGCUGCAUUAUUUGCAUCGGUGUGUCCAGUGACUUAACUGCUGUCGGGUGAAAUCCCUCUCUCAUCAGCUUAACUUUUCAAUCUGUACCACUCAUUCCUUCUUAUAUACAAGGUUUAGCGCUUUUAUGUCUAUGGAUGAAAUGAGUCAAUAAAAAAAACUUUACAAAGUU